GCCCAGCUUCUUCGUUCCUUCGCACCCUCUCCCGCUUGAUCGUCUCUAACCCAGGUCGCAACGCUCGAAUUCACAGACGUAGCAAUGGCUUCAGAAGAGGGCGCCCCGGCCACCUCAGCCUCAUCUUCACGACAACCAACCCAUCCCUCCGUCAUCCAGGUGGUGUACCGACCGGGCGACUUCAGCUCCUACAGCGUAUCUACCACCACUCUCCCACCGGGGGCACUGAUGGCCCGGCUCACCAGCCCGCCGCUGACGUUCGCGGACCACAAGCGCUGGUCCAGCGUGCAGGUGUCGGAGAACAAGCACGUCGAGCUGAACUGCGACUUCCUGUACAUCAACCACAGCUGCGAGCCGAGCCUGGAGUUCCACGUCGUGCCGGACUCCGAGGAGCCCGUGAUCGAAGUCCGGGUCGCGGCGCGCCGGGACGAAAACGGCAACCCCAGGGGCGUGGCGCCCGGCGACGUGCUGACCUUCUUCUACCCCAGCACCGAGUGGGAGAUGGACCAGCCGUUCCAGUGCCACUGCGGGACGCGGAGCUGCAAAGGGCGCAUCAGCGGGGCCAAGGACUUGACGAGCGAACAGUUGCGAGGCUACUUCCUCAACGCCCACAUCGAGGAUCUCAGGAGCAUCCCGGCCGACGGCGAGGGCAGCAAGCCCAGUGCGCAGAGGCGCGGGGGUUGGUAG
Messenger RNA from Cladophialophora immunda, 687 nucleotides. RefSeq lists its product as uncharacterized. NCBI's taxonomy places the organism in Eukaryota, Fungi, Ascomycota, Eurotiomycetes, Chaetothyriales, Herpotrichiellaceae. The transcript has a single exon. Bases 85 to 687 code for a protein of 200 amino acids. The record is from RefSeq and is a predicted model, not a curated record.